AUGCUUGUUAAAACAGGUUUAAAAGCAAAUCCUGGUGCUAGCGGAUCAUCCGCACAACAUAGGUUGACAGUCAAAGAUUGUGUUGAUAUUGACGUCAUUUUUCGAGAUUACAGGCGCAGAAGUAAUAGCGCGCCAGUGAGACCAGAACAUCGCAGGUCUUCAAUUAUAGUAAAGAGAUAUCCUGAUGAGAAGUCACCAGGGAGAGAACCUUCCCCAAAGACUGUUGACUUUGUGCCGCACAAUUGCUCCCGCGUUGACGAGGAGAAUUCUUCCUUAUUAGAAGAGAUAUCUGGCUUGAAAGAUUCGCUAUCUAUCACCGAGUCUCAAAACCUAGACUUGGCAAAUCGCUUGAGUGACUCUCAGAAGGAGAAUGAGCGUUUGGCUCAGGAAAAUGCAAGGUUAAGAGCGAUGCUUGCAGAGCAAAAUGAGCAGCCAACGGAUGGGAUUCCACCUCUUGUACCAGCUUCAACACCACCUCCUGCUCCAGUUACUCCACCUCCUGCUCCAGUUACUCCACCUCCUGCUCCAGUUACUCCACCUCCUGCUCCAGUUACUCCACCUCCUGCUCCAGUUACUCCACCUCCUGCUCCAGUUACUCCACCUCCUGCUCCAGUUACUCCACCUCCUGCUCCAGUUACUCCACCUCCUGCUCCAGUUACUCCACCUCCUGCUCCAGUUACUCCACCUCCUGCUCCAGUUACUCCACCUCCUGCUCCAGUUACUCCACCUCCUGCUCCAGUUACUCCACCUCCUGCUCCAGUUACUCCACCUCCUGCUCCAGUUACUCCACCUCCUGCUCCAGCUACUCCACCUCCUGCUCCAGCUACUCCACCUCCUGCUCCAGCUACUCCACCUCCUGCUCCAGCUACUCCACUACCUGCUGCCAGGGCAC
This is a messenger RNA of Parasteatoda tepidariorum (common house spider), 892 nucleotides long. Lineage: Eukaryota; Metazoa; Arthropoda; Arachnida; Araneae; Theridiidae. The record is from RefSeq and is a predicted model, not a curated record.